AUGCGGGAAGUGGUGACGCUUCAGUUCGGCAGCUACGCCAACUUCGUCGGCGCUCACUUCUGGAACCUGCAGGAUGAGGCGGUGGGGCGGCAGGGCGAGGGGGGCGCGGAGCAGCGGGGGGCGGGCGUGGAGGAGGGCGUGGUGAUGCAGUGGCGCGAGACGCCAGGGCCUGCCGCCACGCCAUACUGCACGCCGCGCCUGCUCGCCAUCGACUAUAAAGGCUGCCUUGGCCCCGUCUCCCUCCAAUCGCCACUUGGGCCCGUCACCCCUGCAGCACCGUCUGCCCUGCCCACAUGGUCUGGCCCGUCCCAUGUCUCAUCGGCCGCGCCUCUCCCCCUCAACCCCUUCCUGCGCCGCCUGCUGCACCCGCCCCCACCCGCUGCUCACACCGCCUCCUCUGCACCUGGCUCCCAGGCUAGGGGGGAGGAUUGGCACGGGGCUGCAGGCAGGCACGGUGGGAGGGACACGGCAGAGGAGGCGGAGGGGGAGGCGGAAAGGGGGGAAGACGACGAGGAGGGGGAGGUGGCGCGGGGGUUGGAGGGCGGAGUGGGGUACUGGACGGAGUACCUUAAAGCCCACGUGCGUCCCGCCAGUGUGCUGCAGGUGCCGGGCGGGUGGUGGCAGGGCGCGCUCUCCCCCCUGGACGCGGGGGGGUAUGGCGACUGGCGCGAGGUGGGGGGCGGGCGGGAGGGCGAGGAGGAGGUGGAGGAGGGCGUGAGGCGGGUGGCAGAGGAGUGUGACGCACUGCAGGGCUUCUCGCUGCUGCUGCACGCCGCCUCGCCCUUUGCAUCCCUCGCCACGCGCACAGCCCUGCACCUGGCGGCGGAGUUCCCAAGGGCGCCCAAGCUGCUCUUCUCCCUGCGGCCCCCCGACGCCCUGCUCCCGCCCGCCACCCUCGCCCCUGGCCCUCAUGCCCUGCCCGGCACGCCCUCACUGCACGACCUCUCCUCUGCCGUCUCCCUCGCCUCGCUGCUGCCCCUCACCUCCCUCAUCCUGCCCCUCGGCCUGCCCUCCCUCUCCGCCGUGCUGCCCCACGUGCACCCCAGCGACACCUCUCUCUUCCACUCCUCCGCUCUGCUCGCCACUGCCAUCGACGCCCUCUCCACGCCCUUCCGCCUCGCCCCGCGCGCCCCCUCCUGCGCCUCCUCCCCCGUGGGCGCCGUGUCCCUGAGGGACCUCUGCUCGCUGCUCUCCCUCUCCUCGCCACAUGGCAGCCUCGCAUUCGCCUCCUUGGCCCUGCCAGCUCAGCCGCUGCACGAGGCAGGGGAGCAGGAGGCGGCGAGUGGAAGCCCGCCAUGUGGCAUGGCUGUGCUGACCAAAUACGGCCUCAUCCUGCCGCCCUCCCGUCGCCCUGGCAGCCAUGUUGCUUCCCUGGCAGGCGGGGCAGCAGCAGCAGCAGCACCAGCAACUACAGCAGCGGUGGGGGGAGGUGGGAGUGCGGUGGGAAUGGGUCCAGAUGUGGAGUGGGCGCCGGUGGUGGCGCGCGCAGCAGCGGGGCGGGGUGGGGCGCGGCAUGCGGAGGUGCUUGCUGGUGCUCUGGAGUGGGUGGGGGGGCCUCGAGGGGGGGCGGGCAGGCAGGUGGUGGCGGCGUGGGGGGUGGAGGGCGAGGAGGUGCAUGAGAUGAGGGAGCGCGUGUUGGAUGUGUGUGCGCGGUUGAGGGGGGAGAGCUAUGCGGAUGACAGUGACUGA
Closterium sp. Yama58-4 is the source of this 1689-nucleotide messenger RNA. Lineage: Eukaryota; Viridiplantae; Streptophyta; Zygnematophyceae; Desmidiales; Closteriaceae. The record is from the annotation of a GenBank genome assembly.